Messenger RNA from Eutrema salsugineum, 1725 nucleotides. RefSeq lists its product as uncharacterized. Bases 272 to 1138 code for a protein of 288 amino acids. Lineage: Eukaryota; Viridiplantae; Streptophyta; Magnoliopsida; Brassicales; Brassicaceae. The transcript is spliced from 2 exons. The record is from RefSeq and is a predicted model, not a curated record.
GCGAUUUGCCUUUUGCAUUUUCUCUCUCCCUCCCGGAGUCUCAGGCUUUCUCCAACUUCUUUUCCUCCUUGGUCGAUGAAUUUCCUUGGAGAAGAUGGAUCCAUUUGAGAAAACCCAGAUCAAAUCUGUUGAUAUUUUCCUGACUUCGAUGCGUUUUUGAGAUUGGGUUUCUCUUUCUUUGAUGAAACUCAUUCCUUCCAGCAGAUUGGCCACAAGGUGUUUGUUGAAAUUCCGGAGAGAGAGAGACGCUGAAAUUGGAAUUCUGUAAGAAAUGAGAGACUUUCCUUCUUGCUCUGGUGAAAAUGGCGUUCAGAUUGCGGAUUCGUCUUCCUCGAACGUGGGAAAAAUUGCCCAGAAUUUGGUCAUUUGCAUCUACCGUUGCCGCAUCCGAGGUAGGACUUGCUUGAUCACAGUCACAUGGACUAAGAAUCUGAUGGGUCAAUGUGUAACCGUGGGAGUUGAUGAUUCUUGCAACCGAAGUCUGUGUAAAGUAGAGAUUAAGCCGUGGCUCUUCACUAAACGAAAAGGGUCCAAGAAUCUAGAGGCGUAUUCCUGUAAUAUCGAUGUUUUCUGGGAUCUCUCGUCCGCAAAAUUCGGAUCCAGCCCUGAACCUUUAGGAGGGUUUUAUGUUGGCGUUGUUGUGGACAAAGAAAUGGCUCUUCUUCUCGGUGAUAUGAAGAAAGAAGCUUUCAGAAAGACUAACGCUGCACCUUCUUCAUCACUGGGUGCUGUGUUCAUUGGCAAGAAAGAGCAUGUCUUUGGUAAGAGAACGUUUGCAACAAAAGCUCAGUUUUCAGGUGAUGGCAAAACCCACGAUCUUGUGAUCGAAUGUGACACCAGUAUCAGUGAUCCUUGCCUCGUUGUUCGGGUUGAUGGAAAGACCUUGAUGCAGGUUAAGAGGCUUCACUGGAAGUUCCGUGGGAAUGAUACGAUAAUUGUCAACAGGAUCUCUGUGGAAGUUCUCUGGGAUGUCCACAGUUGGUUCUUCGGGCUGCCAUCAUCACCAGGAAAUGCAGUAUUUAUGUUCAGGACUUGUCAAUCUGUUGAAAAGACCUGGUCUUUCACGCAGGUCCCAACUAGCUCGAAACCUCAAAGUUUUGGCUUUUCAUUGAUUCUGUACGCUUGGAAGAACGAGUAGAGAAGAAGAAGUUUUGAGAGUUCUUUUCUUUAUCUUGAGUGCUAAAAAGGAACUGUUGAUUCUUGUCCAUUUAUUUAUCAUAUGAUCGAUGGGUUUCAAUUAUAUUUCCGAGGACUUGACCGUCGUAUAUAUCAGUUUCAUAUGUCAAAGUUUCUACACGAGGCUUGUAAAGACUCUUAUUCAAAGUCGAUUCCUUUGGUCCCAAAUCAAGGAACCAAGAUACUCUGUUUUGUUCUUUGGGUGAAUAAUGUCCAGAUACGAGUUUCUUUGGCUUAUGAUCUUUCUUCUAUUAUGGUAUUUCGCUGCUCAUUUAUGGAGAUAUCAGAUUACAGUUGCCUGAGCUGAAGCUAGUGGUUACCUCAAAGAUUAUUAUCCUUCUACCUAUAUAGUGCCCGUAAAGAUGGUCUCUAGAGAAUUAUGAAGAUAAUCUUGUUGCAUUUGAGCUGUCUUGAUUCAAUGUAUUAAGCGUUAGUAUCCUACCUAAAGAUAUAUCAUGCCUUUGGUUUUGUUUCUCGCCAUACCUUUUCAGAAAUUGUAUAUAGAACUUUGUUAAGUCCGAUGCCAUUAUCAAGCUGUGCGCAGUUUCU